Messenger RNA from Penicillium verrucosum, 1983 nucleotides. Its product is annotated as DUF4048 domain-containing protein. NCBI's taxonomy places the organism in Eukaryota, Fungi, Ascomycota, Eurotiomycetes, Eurotiales, Aspergillaceae. The coding region runs from base 1 to 1731 and encodes 576 amino acids. The transcript is spliced from 3 exons. The record is from RefSeq and is a predicted model, not a curated record.
AUGGAGAGUCUUCCGGGAGCGGAGAACCUUCUCCAUGGUCCAUUUCCGGAUAACCAGAAUUCCACGAAUUCCACCGUGCCACAACCGGACUCUGCUUCCGAGUUCUCCAAUCUCUCGCGCUCAUCCUCUCUCGCUCAGAAAAGAAUAUCUUCAUUACCUCGUGUUAAGACGGCCCGUCAUGCCAAACGGCUCACCUUAAACUUCCCUAUCAAUCUGAACGAAACUGGGACACUCGAUAACGUCACCUCACCCAGCCCCAUAACCCCAGUCACACAGUCCACAACCCGCCCCUCCCCCGCUCAGCCUCCGGGAACACCUAUGGCAUUUGACGUCCCGGACGAUGGCUAUGAUUUUCUGCGGGCUAUCGCCUCGCAGGAGCGAAAGGUCAUGGAACUUCGCGAGGAGCUCACUCGAGCCGAAGCAGACCUAGUAACAAUUAAGAAACAAUGGGCACUGUCUGAGAAGUCUAGGAAGCGGGCAGAGAUCAACCACGCGGAGCCACUUGUACCCCUCCGCUCGCCCGAUUUCUCAACACCGGAGGUUUCGAGUUCACAUGGCCGGGAACAGAGUAUGAGCUCGGUUACGAGCUCUACAGUGUCACAGGAACGGAUGAGCCGGGAUCUAGACCGACGGUCUAGCGUGCGUGUUGCCGCGCCAGGAGCCAAGUAUGGGAGUAAUGGUCGGCGAGUGUUUCACGGCACACAUACACGGACUUUGUCUCUCUUGUCGCCAGUUUCAGGUCCUAGCAUUUCUUCCCGCGGUGAACAAGGAUUCUCGGAUGCUGCCAGUGAGCGCGUGGGUCGUACUCCGCGGUCUGCGACAUUACCAUCUGUCGACCGCACUAAUGCAGCUCUGAUGAGUGCGCAGCUCGACGAGAGCCAGGUACCAGAACAUCUACUCGCGCAGUGGCAGAAGACUCUUCCUCCCCCUUCGCGGGAGGCUUUGAUGCGCACAGGCAAGCAAAUGGCGUCUGAUCUCCGCGAGGGUCUGUGGACAUUUUUGGAAGAUAUCCGACAAGCUACGGUGGGCGAGGAAGGAAUCAGCGGCACACAGACACGAACCUCACCACCCAACUCAUUGGCACCACCAAAUGGUCGCAAGCGGGAUUCGUUGGCAGGAUCCCGGAGUCGAGAACGGUUGUUAGCGGACGGCAAGCUAUCACGAUCAUCGUCGUCAUCGUCUUCGCGGGGGAGGGGGCCAGCGGCCGAGACAAAAACUGGUAAAGACACCAAGCCGGCGGAAAUUUCCACAUCUUUCUGGAACGAAUUCGGCAUUGAUACACCCGCUCAGAAGUCUCCCAACGCUCCGCGCACCCCUCCGACAGCAGAGCCGCCAACCGAAACGCGGCGACCGAAGCCGAACACCGCGACCACCGCUCCAGAUGAAGAUCUCGACAACUGGGAUAGCUGGGACACGCCCCUAUCCGCACAGAAGACGCAUACGCCCUCAUCGAGCCGAUCGACAGUUGCAUCCAAACAUGAUCAAUCACCCACCACACAGGGUAGCAGCCCUCGAACUAGCGCUAGCUUUGGUGAUUUGAACCCGGCUCCCUCUGCACUUGAUCCUAGUGUCUCUGAAAGCAUCCCCUGGCCUGCAAUUACCAAGCUGGCUCCCUCGAAGCUUCAACGUACUGCAUCAAAUCUGAUGGCAGAAUGGGAGCGCUCGCUGUCGCCUACUCCUGAACGAACUGCCUCUCCUUCGCUCACUCGCAAGGACAGCAAGAAGGACUAAUAGGGUUCUUUCUCUCCUUUUCAUGUAUAUACUUGCUACCUCUUCUUCGGCCCUAUCUACGGGAUUACGUAGGGCUACGACCUUUGAACUAUGUCAUACGAGAGCGUUGCUUCUUGUCUUGUCGAUACAUUGCCUUCCCUUUGCUACUUUUGAAUUUGAAGUUUGUGCAGGCUUCCAUUUACUUUCAAGAUCUGUUGAAAUACCAGUUUGAUUUGAUCACGAUAAAUGCGAUUUUUGGUGCUUUAGCUUUAC